AUGACUACUGUAGAGAAAAUCAAAGCCAUCGAAGAUGAAAUGGCAAAGACCCAAAAAAAUAAAGCUACGUCUUUUCAUUUGGGUCAACUUAAGGCAAAAUUAGCCAAAUUAAGACGAGAAUUAUUGACUGAUAGUUCUUCAGGAGGUGGAGGUGGUGGUAUUGGGUUCGAUGUGGCAAGAACAGGGGUGGCAACUAUUGGGUUUGUGGGUUUUCCGUCGGUUGGUAAAUCUACAUUGUUAUCUAAGUUAACUGGUACUCAUUCAGAAGCAGCUGCAUAUGAAUUCACAACCUUAACCACAGUUCCUGGUACUAUUAAGUAUAAAGGGGCCAAGAUUCAAAUGUUGGAUUUACCUGGUAUCAUUGAAGGUGCUAAAGAUGGUAAGGGUAGAGGUAAGCAAGUUAUCGCGGUCGCCAGAUCUGUGAAUUUAUUGUUUUUGGUUUUAGAUGUCAAUAAGCCAUUACAACAUAAAAGAAUCAUCGAACAAGAACUAGAAGGUAUGGGGAUAAGAAUUAACAAACAACCACCCAAUAUUGUCAUCACAAAGAAAGAAAGAGGGGGGAUCAAUAUUACAACCACCGCUCCUUUAACACAUUUGGAUAAUGACGAAAUUAGAGCCGUCAUGUCUGAAUAUAGAAUCAAUUCGGCAAAUAUAGCUUUCAGAUGUGAUGCCACCGUUGAUGACUUGAUCGAUGCUAUAGAAGCAAAAGCAAGAAGAUAUAUUCCUGCCGUUUAUGUAUUAAACAAGAUUGAUUCAUUCUCCAUCGAAGAAUUGAAUCUUUUAACAAAGAUUCCGGAUGCUAUUCCAAUUUCUUCUGGUAAUGGAUGGAACUUGGAUGCUUUGUUGGAAAUGAUGUGGGAUAAACUUAAUUUGGUAAGAGUUUACACAAAACCAAAGGGGAAGUUGCCAGAUUUUAAUGAACCUGUCGUUUUGAGAAGUGACAGAUGUACUGUUGAAGAUUUCUGUAAUUCUAUCCACAAGUCUUUGGUUGAAGACUUUAGAAAUGCAUUAGUAUAUGGGACUUCAGUGAAGCAUCAACCCCAAAUUGUUGGUUUAUCUCAUCUGUUGGAAGAUGAAGAUGUCAUUACGAUUUUAAAACGAUAA
Hemisphaericaspora subhashii is the source of this 1104-nucleotide messenger RNA. RefSeq names its product GTP-binding protein (gene DRG1). Bases 1 to 1104 code for a protein of 367 amino acids. NCBI's taxonomy places the organism in Eukaryota, Fungi, Ascomycota, Pichiomycetes, Serinales, Debaryomycetaceae. The record is from RefSeq and is a predicted model, not a curated record. The transcript has a single exon. Gene Ontology annotation, molecular function: GTPase activity; GTP binding. Gene Ontology annotation, cellular component: cytoplasm. Gene Ontology annotation, biological process: cytoplasmic translation.